Grus americana (Whooping crane) is the source of this 3297-nucleotide messenger RNA. RefSeq names its product TBC1 domain family member 25 (gene TBC1D25). Gene Ontology annotation, biological process: regulation of autophagosome maturation; activation of GTPase activity. Gene Ontology annotation, molecular function: GTPase activator activity. Gene Ontology annotation, cellular component: autophagosome. Bases 17 to 2713 code for a protein of 898 amino acids. The transcript has 6 exons. The record is from RefSeq and is a predicted model, not a curated record. NCBI's taxonomy places the organism in Eukaryota, Metazoa, Chordata, Aves, Gruiformes, Gruidae.
CCCCCCCCCCCCCGCCAUGGCGGCUGCGGGGGGCGGGGCCUGCCCAGGGGGCGGGGCCUCUCUGGAGGAGGAGUGCGAGGUGGUGCGCGUGCGCGUCACGAAAAGCGAGGGGCUGCUGCCCUCCGAGUUCCGCUCCUUCGCCGUCGACCCGCAGAUCACCUCGCUCGACGUGCUGCAACACAUCCUGGCUCGCGCCUUCGAUCUCCAGGGGAAGAAAAACUUCUCUGUCAGCUUCGCCGCCCGCGAUUCCCAGGGCCAGGAAACCUUCGUGCCGCUGCUGAGCGACGGGGAUCUGGCGGCUGCCUUUGCCUGCGCCCGGCCCGCCCUGCGCCUGCGCCUCGAUGUCCGGCCCCCCGCUGAAAGCCCGGUGCUGGAGGACUGGGACAUCAUCAGCCCCCGGGAGGUGGCAGCGGUGGAGCCCCUCCCCGAGCGCCGCUCGCUCCUGGCCGCGGCGUUGCCCUUCACCCAGGCCCUGCUGGCACAGGUGGGCCGGACGCUGGCCCGGGCGCAGGCAGCCCUGGCUUGGCCUGAGGGGUCCCCUCCCUCGCCCCCCACGCCCCCACCCCCCUGCGCCCCCCUGAGCGACGCCGACCUCCGCACCUACUUGGGCCCCGGCGGGCGGCUGCUGCGGCCCCACGACCUGCGCCUCCACGUCUACCACGGCGGCGUCGAGCCCGGUCUGCGCAAGGUGGUCUGGCGGUACCUGCUGAACGUCUUCCCGGCAGGGCUGUCGGGGCAGGAGCGGCUGGCUCACCUGCGACGUAAGGCGGGCGAGUACGCGGCGCUGAAGGCUCUGUUGGCCGCCCGGGCGGCCCCGGCCGAGCUGGCGUUCGUGGCGGCGGCCGUGCGCAAGGACGUGGUGCGCACCGACCGGGGACACCCCUAUUUCGGGGGUCCCGAGGAAGGGCAUCCCCACUUGGCCGCCUUGCAGGCGCUGCUCACCACUUUCGCCCUGGGCCACCCGCGCCUCUCUUACUGCCAAGGCAUGUCGGACGUGGCCGCCCCGCUGCUGGCCGUGCUGGACGACGAGGCCCAGGCCUUUCUCUGCUUCUGCGCCCUCAUGCGCCGCCUCGCACCCCGUUUCCGUCCCGGCGGCCGGGGGCUUGCCCGAGCCUUCGCCCACCUCCGGCGUCUCCUGCGCCGUACCGACCCCCCUUUCUGGGCUUUCCUGGCCGCCCGCGGCGCCCACGACCUGCUCUUCUGCUACCGCUGGCUGCUGCUGGAGCUCAAGCGGGAGUUUGCCUUCGAGGACGCUCUGCGGGUGCUGGAGAUCACCUGGAGCUCGCUGCCUCCCACCCCGCCGCCCCCGCCGGACGGCGUCCCGCUCCUCGGUGCCCCCCUGGGACCCCGUCGGGCCCGACGAGGGCUGCGCGAGCGGCGCGGGUUGCGGCCCCGGCCCCCGCGCUGGCGGCGGCGACGGCAGCGGGGGGAGAGCGUGGCAACCGCGGAGGCCGCUGACAGUCGAGGCGGCCACGAGGCCUGCGGGGAUGGCCAGGAGGGGCCCAGGAGCUCCGGCGACAUCCGAGAUGGUCCCAAAGCUUCUGCAGGCGUCCUGGAGGUUCCCUUCGGUUCUGGCGACGACCGAGAGAAAACAAAGAGUUCUGGCGAUGUCCAGGAGGAUCUCGAGAGCUCCAGGAACGUCCGUGAGGGUCCCAAGAGCUUUAGGGAUUGCCAGGAGGAUCUCGAGAGCGUCCAGGGUGGUUCCAAGAGCUCUGGGGGCGACCACAAGAAGCCUGAGGUCUUUGGGGACGUCCAACCUAGUCCUGACGGUUGCUGGAACGACCGAGAAGAUCCAAAGAUCCCCCGCGACGUCCGCGGCGGUGCCAAGGCCUCUGGAUACGGCCAGGGCAGCUUUAAGGCCUCUGGGGAGGUCCGAGGUGGUGCUGAGGUCCCCAGGGGUAUCCGAGAGGACCCCGAAGUCUCCAGUGACGGUGGCCGGGACCCUGACGGCCCCAAGGACGUUGGAGAAGACCUUGACGCCUCUAAGGAGGUUGAGCGAGAGCGCGGCGUUUCCGAGAAGGUCAACAAAGGCGCCAGGGCUCCGAAAGACGUGGGCCAACAACCAAACGCCUACGCGGUGGUUUGCGGAGACCCCGACGUCUCCAAGACGGUUGGCGAAGGUCGGGGUACGUCCAAGAAGGCGCACGAAGACCCGAACGUCCUGGCAAAGGCGGGCGACGACCGCGGCGUUUCCAAGAGGAUCGGGGGAGACCCUGACGCGCCCAAAGAGAUUGGCGAGGGCCCCGUCGUGAUCGGCGAAGACCCCGAGGUCCCCAAAGAGGUUGGAGACUCCCCCAGCUCCCCCAGAGAGGUUGGUGAAGACCCCAAAGAGGUACGUGAUGGCCCCGAGGACCCCUGGGGUGGCGGUUGGGCCUGGGAGGACUCGUGCUCCUCUUCCUCCUCCUCCUCCUCCUCAUCCUCAUCCUCGGAGGAGGAGGAGGUGGGUCUGGAGGACGACGGGGCGCCCCUGCCGCCGCCGGAGGAGCUGGGGCAGGGGAACCCCUUCCUCCUCUUCCUCUGCCUGGCCAUGCUGCUGGAGCAGCGGGACGCCGUCAUGGCGCGGGCCGGGGACUACAACGAGGUGGCCAUGCACUUCGACCGCCUGGUACGACGUCACCACCUGCCCCGCGUCCUGCACCGCGCCAAGGGGCUCUUCGCCCGUUACCUGGAGGGCUGGGGGGGGGCGCCCCCGGGGGGACCCGCCACGGGUUAGGGGUACCGGAGGGGGCUUGGGGGUGGCCCUGGGGCCCUGCCAGGACCCCGCGGGGAUGUGGGGGACCCCAUGGAUGCCGCGGGGGGACCUGUAGGUCCUCUUCCGGGACCCUGAGGCCACCGCGGGAAGCCCUGGGUCAGCGUGGGGACCCACGGGACGACACGGGGACCCCAUAGACAUCCCACGGGGACCUGCAGAGCCUCUUUGGGGACCCCCAGGUAGUCUUGGGGACCCCCAGAACAACGUAGGGUCCUCAUAGACAGUAUGUGGGGACCUGUAGGUCCUCUUUGGGGCCCCCCAGGUAGACUUGGGGACACGUAGGACAACGUGGGGAUCCCACGGACAUCCCAUGGGGACCUGUAGGUCCUCUUUGGGGACCCCUAGGUAAACUUGGGGACCCACAGAAUAAUGUGGGAUCCCCAUAGACACUACAGGGGGACCUGUAGGUCCUUUUUGGGGACCCCCAAGUAGACCUGGGGACACGUAGGACAACGCGGGGAUCCCAUAGACACUACGCGAGGACCUGCAGGUCCUCUUUGGGGACCCCCAGAUAGAUUUGGGGACCCCCAGAACAAUGUGGGGUC